Molecule: messenger RNA, 1119 nt
Organism: Micromonas pusilla CCMP1545
Lineage: Eukaryota; Viridiplantae; Chlorophyta; Mamiellophyceae; Mamiellales; Mamiellaceae
Exons: 1
Coding region: 1-1119 (372 amino acids)
Source: RefSeq, a predicted model, not a curated record
AUGGGGUACACCUUCGCGAACUCCAUGAGGGAGCCGUCGGAGAGCUUCCUGGACUCGUCGAACUUACCGCGGCGGAGGGACGUCUCGAAGAUGGGAGGAGAAAGAGCGUCCGUCGCCGCGCGCGGCAGUGUAUUCGAGUGCGUCCGCGUUCGUUCGUUCGUUCGUUCGUUCGUCCGUUCUUUCGUUACAAUCGCGUUCUCUGCUGGUCGUCACAUUACUCUGGAGCGCCGUUCGCGCGCGCCCACCGCAGCACCUCCAUGUGGCCAUAUCGCGCGGCCCCGGCGCAAAUCCUCUCGUCCCACGGAGCGCUGUUCGCGCGCGCCCACUGCAACAUCUGCAGGUGGCCGCCCAUCGCGGCUUCGGCGCAAGUCCUCUCGUCCCACGGGCAGCCUUCCGCGCGCGCCCACUGCAGCAUCUCCAGGUCGCCCACAGACGCGGCUUCGACGCACAUUUCCUCGGCCCACGGAGCUAGGGGUUCGUUCUCUCGUUCCCACUCCAACAUGUACUCCAACACGUGCAGGUGGCCGCCUUCCGCGGCGUCGGCGAAAAUCUCCUUGCCCCACGGGCAGCCGUUGUCGCGCGCCCACUGCAGCACCUCCAGGUGGCCGAAUGCCGCGGCCCCGGAGCAAGUGUACUCGCCCCACGGGCAGCCUUCCGCUCGCGCCCACUGCAGCAUCUGCAGGUGGCCGCGCAUCGCGGCCCAUUCGCAAGUAUUGUAGUCCCACGGGCAGCCUUCCGCGCGCACCCACUGCAGCAGCUCCAGAUGGCCGCCAUCCGCGGCUCCGGCGCAAGUCCUCUCGUCCCACGGUGCUGGGGGUUUGCUCGCGCGCGCCCACUGGAGCACCUCCAGGUGGCCACCUUUCGCGGCAAAGACGCACGUAUUCUCGUCCCACGGGCAGCCGUUCGCUCGCACCCACUUCAGCAACUCCAGGUUGCCGCGUUUCGCGGCCCAGGCGCAUGUCCGCUCAUUCCAUGGACAUCCGUUCUGGCGCGCCCACUCCGCGACCUCCACGUUCCCGCCCACUGCGAUGCACCCGAACGUCGUCUUCCAAAAUCCUCGUCGGUUCGUCGACUCCUCCCACGGACACCCUCGCUCCUUCGCCCACGCCAACCUGCUGA